Acaulospora morrowiae is the source of this 753-nucleotide messenger RNA. The record is from the annotation of a GenBank genome assembly. NCBI's taxonomy places the organism in Eukaryota, Fungi, Glomeromycota, Glomeromycetes, Diversisporales, Acaulosporaceae.
AUGCACGAAAAAACUAUUACGUUAGAUUCAACUUCAGUCGAAGAGAUUAAAAGGUUAGGCACGGAGAAGCUCAUCGAGUUUUUAUGUGGACAAGAAAGUUUGCACCUUGACGCAGAUGAUUGUGCUAUUCUUCGUAAUGAAAAGAUUUCCGGUAGUGAUUUCUUCACAUUGACCAAGGAGGAAUUCAUGCAAGAUGGCUUAAAAAGAGGACCUGCGACAAGGCUCGUGGACUUUGCUAGGAGGAUUAAUAAAAUACAAGAACGAAACGUGGAGGCCGAUGGAGAUACAGAUGCGGAAGAGUUUGAUGUGAUUUCUGCUGAAGGUGUUGAUAAGGUUGAAGAGCUUACAAACGGCGUGAAAAAAAUGGAUUUUAAAGAUUUCGAUAUCUCUGAAGGAUGUAAGAAUGAGCUUAAAGAAUUACUUGCUAGGAUGCCCGUAGAUGGAUAUGGCAGACCAAAUCUUACCCUUCCUUUUCUAUGUCGCAUGGGAUACUUAAAAGAAGGAUGCACUGUAAGUUACGAAAAAAUUGAUGCCACUUUUCAUGAAAAUCCUGUUCGUCUUCACGUUGAUGGCACUGAAUAUGAAUCGAUCAAAAAAUUUGUGGAGAUGGUUAACAAACCGGAUUCAGUCGGUGGUAACGAUUACUCAAAAAUUAUAUUCGACGGUGUUGCUUGGGGAGAAAUUAGACACAAUAUAGGUAAACUCUAUAAGUUGAUGCAAAUAAUCAAUAAGGCGAUUGGUGAGGUGAAAUGA